AUGUCCUCCCCAUUGAAGAACAUCGCCAUCGUCGGAGCCAGCGGCAGCAUUGGCAAGAUCAUUCUUGCUGGCCUUGUGGAAUCCAAGGUCUUCAAUGUCACCGUCCUGACUCGCUCCUCCAGUGACACGACCUUCCCUGCCGGCAUCGCCGUCCGCAAGUCCGACUUUUCCAGGGACGACCUGCUGCAAGCCUUUAUUGGACAGGACGCUGUGAUCUCUGCAGUGGGCGCGGCUGGGUUUGCGGACCAGAAGAAGCUCAUCGACGCCGCCAUUGAUGCCGGCGUUUCCAGGUUCCUGCCCUCUGAGUUCUCGGCAGACAGCCUGAACGACGCUGUCCUUGGCCUGCUUCCUCUCUUCGGUCAGAAGAAAGAGGUCAUCGAGUACCUGAAAUCCAAGCAAUCUGAUUCCUUUACUUGGACUGGAGUGGCCACUGCUCCCCUGUUCGACUGGGGCAUUAACAAUGGUUUCCUUGGCUAUGAUAUUGCCUCUCGCUCGGCCACAAUUUGGGAUACUGGUGACAAAAAGUUCACUGCCACCAAUGAAAAGCAGCUGGCCGAUGCUGUUGUUGCGGUCUUGAAGCGUCCUCAGGCUACAGCCAACCAGUACCUCUACAUCUCCUCGGUCGAGACGACCCAAAAGAAGAUCCUCACUGCCUUGGAGAAGGCAACCGGAGCUUUAUGGACUGUCCAGAAGACGACCACCAAUUCUGAAGUCAGCGAAGCCACCAAGAAGCUCCAGGCGGGUGAUUUCAGCGGUGCUCUUACCCUGGUCCGCGCCACCACUUACGGCGAGAUCCCUGGGUUGGGCUCUAACUAUGCAACUGAUAAGGUCCUCGCAAAUUCACUGCUAGGAUUGAAGGAGGAAAGCGUCGAAGAGACCAUCCAGAGAGUUGUUGCCAAGCUGAAUUCUGCUUAA
This is a messenger RNA of Aspergillus versicolor CBS 583.65, 915 nucleotides long. RefSeq names its product aromatic alcohol reductase. Lineage: Eukaryota; Fungi; Ascomycota; Eurotiomycetes; Eurotiales; Aspergillaceae. Gene Ontology annotation, molecular function: oxidoreductase activity. Bases 1 to 915 code for a protein of 304 amino acids. The transcript has 3 exons. The record is from RefSeq and is a predicted model, not a curated record.